CGGCAUGUUCAUGGGGUAUUUGCUACCAACGCUCUGCAAUCUGGACCGCAAGUUAGAAGGACUGGAAAACAAACCUGAGAGGUACACAUACUGUUUUCAGCUGCUGAGAGGUGUGCGCGAAGCCCUAAGAAAGCGGUUUGCAGCAAUCUGGGAGGACAAGAGGCUUCUUCUGGCAGCCUGCCUACACCCUCGCUUCAAACUAGAUUGGCUGGAAUCGUGUCAGGCCACCACCCAUACCAACAAAUACACAAUGGAAGCCUUGUUGAAAGCUGAAAUAAAGAUGGCUGUACUUAAUGAGGACAGUGAUCAGUCUUCAGAUAAAGACCAGGAAGGAGAUGACUUAGAAGAUGUCUUCUUUAACUUUCUGCCCCAGGGCAAGAAGUCAGCAGUGGACACUGCUGAGGAGGAACUGGUGAGGUAUCUGAGGUCUCCCAGCAGGGAAGUGUCAUCACUCCAUGGCUUUCCACGUGUGCUGUGGUGUUUUUUGCAGCACAACACAGGCAUGCCUUCAAGCGCCGCAGUAGAACGCCUGUUCAGUACUGGUGGCAACGUAAUGACUGUACAAAGACAUUCCUUGUCUGACAUGCUCUUUGAGCAUCUUGUUCUUUUGAGACAUAACAAACAUAUUAUAAAAGUAUUUCAAGUGUAAAAUUUGAUUUCAAGAG
This is a messenger RNA of Rhineura floridana, 665 nucleotides long. RefSeq lists its product as uncharacterized. Lineage: Eukaryota; Metazoa; Chordata; Lepidosauria; Squamata; Rhineuridae. The coding region runs from base 5 to 649 and encodes 214 amino acids. The record is from RefSeq and is a predicted model, not a curated record. The transcript has 2 exons.